GAACUACAGUUCCCACAGUGCGCUGGGGCGUGGCCGCUUUGAUGCCUUCGCCCCCUCCCCCUCCCCCCUUGGUAGGGGCUUCUCCCAAGAUGGCGGCCUCUGCCCGAAGGGGUACGGGGGGUGGGGGUGCAGGCCCCACCGGCUCCCUGGGCCACUGCCUGGCCCAGCUGCAGAAGGGGACCGAGCCGGGGCUCGGCAAGGCCCUGCUGGUCCUCAGGACCCAACACAUCAAGGAGGCGGGGGGCAUUGCCCACUUCAGGGCUCGCGGGGGGCUGGCGCCUCUGCUGGGGGUCUUGGCUGGGGGCCCCCGGCCGCGGCGCACCUUGGACCUCGCCCUCAGCAUCCUAGGCAACUGCUGCACCGAGGGCGACAGCCGCACCCAGGUCCGUGAGCUUGGGGGCAUCCCGCCCCUCGUUACUAUCCUGAAAUCACUUGCUGUGGAAAGCAUCCAGAAUCGAACAGCACGGGCUCUCGGCAAUUUGGCUGUAGACACGGAGAACUGCAAGGCCAUCCAUGAAGCAGGAGCAGUCCCCCCGCUGGUCCAGAUCCUCACCACCUCCCAAGACAGCGAGUGUUUGCAGAGUGUGAUCAGGGCAGUGCGGUAUCUGGCUGACACUCCUGCUCAUCGCCUGGUGUUGGCCCAACAGGGGGCUGUCCGCCCCAUUGCCGAGCGCUUGGCUUCCUCCUUGGAGGACACUGCUUUGAUUGCAGCCGCCGCCCGUGCUCUCCUCGAGCUGACCAAGGGCUGCAGCCACGACUGUGCCGAGCAGCUUGGCCUGGGAGGUGGGGUGGUGCCCCUGGUGGCCUUGGCCAGUCAUGACAAGCGGGCGGUGCGGGAGUCGGCAGUCGCAGCCCUUGCCAACCUCUGCUUGCAGGGCGUGCUGCGACCCGCUGUGGGCAACGCUGGUGGGGUGGAAGUGCUGGUGGGGGAGAUUCGGCGCCGGAGGGGAGCCGGGGCACCUGGCGCUUCCCUCCAUCCACUCGUGAGAGCCCUGUGCCUGCUGUGCCGGGAGGCAAUCAACAGAAGCCGCGUGCGGGAGGCCGGGGGCUUAGAGCUGCUGCUGUCCCUCUUGCGAGACCAGUGCCAGAGUUCUUCCCACGCCCGCGUGGUGGUGGCCUUUGUGGCUUUCUUCUACGAUGAGCAGGCCCUGGAGAUGCUGCAGGCCGGAGGGCUGGUGCCCUUGCUGGUUGGGAGGCUGGCAGCACAGGGGCAAUGGAGAGACCAGGAGCAAGAGGAGGCUGAGGAAGAGGAUGAGGAUUGUGAAGAUGAGCGAGAUGCGGCUUCAUUCGAUUUCCCGGUGGAGGGCCGCCGCGGAGAGCAGGCCACGCCUGGGGCUGAGUCCUCCAGCUUUCAGAGUCUCAGAUCCUGGCUUGUCUCUGAAGGCUAUAUUGCCAGCCCUGGAGACCUUUCCCCACAGUGGUCUCCUGAUACCACCCUUUCUGAACUGGAUGCCCAAGAAUAUGUCAGCCCCAUUCGGGAACCACAAGACGAGCCUCUGGGGACCUGCCAUGCUGCAUCUGGAGUCAAAACCCAACCUGGUGUCGAAUCUCCGGAUUUCUUAGACUCCCCAUUGCUGGAUUUGGCCCUUGCGGCACAGCCAAGUACUUCUGAGGCUCUAAACCCAGCAGAGGGAGCUGGAAUGGAGCAGAGUGUAUGCCCAAUAACAUCGACCAUCUUGGAAGAACCUGAAAGCCUCAAUUCAGCACAGUCACUUUCCUUGGAGACACCAGAUUCAGCUGGGAACAAGGAGCAUGAAAUGGUUGGGACCAGUAAGCAGCAGAAGGGGCUGGUUAUGGCAUUGGAAGCGGCAAAUUUAACCAAGCCUGGUCAGGGACCUCUUGGACAGGAUGAGUUACAGUCGUCUUCGGGGACACCGCCAAAUUCGGUGAUGAUAAAUUCAGUCAAAGGAGAUGAAAAGAUGGAAGGGUCAGUCCAGAAUGCACCGACAACAGACCAGAAUGAACCAGGGACCAGCAGCCAACACUUGGUUUCGACAAUGUUGAUUCCGAGCAAGAAUGACCAAAGCCAGCUGUCGCUCAGGCCUGUCGCCAGAUCACCAAACACAGAGGAGGCCCGCUUGGGCCCCCCGAAGCUGAGCAUUCGGAAUCUCCCGGUUUCUCCUGACGAAUCGAGGCCCCCCACCUUCUGCUGGAAACGCCGUGCCAGGUUCCGGCUCCCCUUUGAGCCAGUGACACCCCCUCAAGCAUCCCGCCUGGCCGGGGAGACGCCAUCUCCACUGCUCUCCUUGGCACUGCCUUUCUCCUUCUCUCUGCAUGGGGGCGACAGAGAGCUCCACGCCCCUGAAGCCCCAGCCCUGCUGCUUCUCUCGCGCUUUUCUCAAGCCGAGGAUCCCAGCCGCAGCUUGGUGACGCCGGCCACACUGCAGGGGCUGCUGCAUUACAUCACGGGGAGCCCUGCCCCCUUGUCCCGCUGCCUCCGGCUGCUGCACCGCCUCACCUGCAACCCCAUCUGCCUGGAGGCCUUUGUCCGCUCCUACGGGCCCUCGCUCAUCCGCUCCUGGCUGAUCCUGGGUGUCUCCCCGGAGCAGGCUGCUGCCACCAUUGCUUCUGAAGAGUCGUGGCCGGGAGCUUCCAUGUAUGUUCGACAGCAUGACAUCAGACGGCUGAAGGAACUUGGUGAGACGCUGCUGAUGAACCUGAGUGUACAAGCUGCAUCCCCCUUCGGUGUGGGAGUCCUCACCCACAUGCUGAUGUCGGGCUCUGAAUCGGACCAGGUCGCCUGUGCGGUUGCCCUGCCCUUGAUCUGCAGGAAGAACGUCACAUGCCGGAGACUUCUCGUGGAGCUUUCUGGCCUGCGUGGCCUCCUCCGUGCCCUUGUGCAGGGCCGUGACCCCCGCAUCGUCUUCUAUGCCUCCGAUUCACUCUUCCUCCUCCUGGGCUCCCAGGCUCCCCCUUCUUCUCCCUGUGUCUCUUCUCCCACCAGGAAGCGGCCCUGCCUGGACUCCCAGGUGCCCUGCCCUUAUCAGCAGCUUGUGAGCGAAGGCAGGGCUGACCUGCACUUCCAGCUUGACUGUGGCACCCUGGUGCCUGCCUCGCGCCAGGCGGUCAGCGAAGCCUCCGAGGUCUUCUGUGCCAUGCUGAGCGGAGGAUUUGCAGAAUCACGCUCCACCACCGUGACGCUUCACGACCUCUCGCUGAAUCCCUGCUUGGCUCUUAUCCAUUUUCUCCAUGGCUGCCGCGGGAAGCCCUGCCCAGUGCUGGGUGUGCGGCUCCACCUCGAUUUGGCGGAACAGAUUUUCAUAGUCGCUGAACAGUAUCUCCUCCCCGAGCUCAAGUCCCUGGUGGAUGACACUGUAUGCCAGGACUUCCUGUGGCCUGGCUCUCUGGGCGAGGUGUACCGCUUAGGCGAACGGCAGAGUCGGCCCUGCCUGCUCCAGCGAUGUGUCACCUAUGCCCUCCGGGAGGUUCCGGACCCUGUCCGGCAAGCUACUGCUUUGGGUGAACUGCUCCAGUCGCCCCGAAAUCCCAGUGGACUGGUUGAGGAGCUGUUUGACACCAUCAUGGAGUCGGCAUGGAACUGUCGUUCUGAAAUCCAGCUGGAUUGAUAGGUUUAUACCCCGGUCUCCUCCCGCUCGUCGUCGGUGCACAGCCGAAGUAUCGGAGCGGAACACACAUACAGGAUGAUAGCCGGAGUGUUAAGAGAAUAAAUGGGCUGAUCCUCAAAGAAGGGUAGUCUGGGUCAGUGGUCAGUCCCAGAGGGGCUAUUGGUUCAAUCUCCUGAGUGAACAGACCUGUGGGGUGGAAGAUGUGGCAGUGUGCACCCCUUGGCAGAGUUGGUUGUGUGUAUAAGGUUGGGUCAAGGUGUUAGCAUAAGGGGAGGGGAAAAGAAGAAGGGAGAUGUUUUGUCAGAAAUGUAAGAUAAUCCUGUUGGCUAAAAGAGGCAGUGGGUGGAUUUAAAUGAAGGGUGGAGAAACCUAGAAACAAAAUGUGGCUUAAAUCUGGCUUAAAAUCAGCAUAACCUUUAUUUGGGGAGACUGUCCUUCUAGGCAAGGACAAGUGAAAAGCCAACCCAGCAUUAUCUUGGGCAUAGCAUAAAUUGGGAGUGGAUGGGGCCCCUUUCUGGUACUGUGCACACCAGGAAGCGGCCCCAGACGGAAACUAUAGCAUGUGUGGGCGGCUUUCUUCUCUACUGGGUGAGAGGACCUCUUUUUCAGCUGGGGACACUAAUGUAUAACUGAAGGAAGCUUGAUCCUUGGCAGUGCAGAGCGGGGUGGGACGAAAAGAGCAAAGGCCCACCGGAAAUCACGCAGCAGCAGCAGCAGCGACCUGCCAGAUGCUGGGAUGUCUCCCUCCUUCCCAGACCUGGGGAUGCAUGGAGAGGAAGAGCCUGUAGGGGGUGCUCUUCUUUAAGGAAAGGAGCUUGAAUUGUGACUCUGGGCUGGAAGGGGCGUGGCCCAAUUGUGCAGAUGGAAUUAUAUUGCAUAUAAGCUACUGUACAUAGAGAAAUACAGACACAGACCUGCUCAAAA
Messenger RNA from Hemicordylus capensis (graceful crag lizard), 4490 nucleotides. It is a transcript of the gene ARMC5, whose product is annotated as armadillo repeat containing 5. Lineage: Eukaryota; Metazoa; Chordata; Lepidosauria; Squamata; Cordylidae. Gene Ontology annotation, biological process: anatomical structure morphogenesis. The record is from RefSeq and is a predicted model, not a curated record. The transcript is spliced from 6 exons. Bases 42 to 3566 code for a protein of 1174 amino acids. Gene Ontology annotation, molecular function: protein binding. Gene Ontology annotation, cellular component: cytosol.